Frieseomelitta varia is the source of this 4134-nucleotide messenger RNA. Its product is annotated as mothers against decapentaplegic homolog 7-like. Gene Ontology annotation, biological process: SMAD protein signal transduction; regulation of transcription by RNA polymerase II; cell differentiation. Lineage: Eukaryota; Metazoa; Arthropoda; Insecta; Hymenoptera; Apidae. The record is from RefSeq and is a predicted model, not a curated record. Bases 3114 to 4118 code for a protein of 334 amino acids. Gene Ontology annotation, cellular component: heteromeric SMAD protein complex. The transcript is spliced from 2 exons. Gene Ontology annotation, molecular function: I-SMAD binding; transcription regulator inhibitor activity.
AUCCGCAGGCUCUUUCAGAUCCUGCUCCAGUUGCACAGAUCGUGGAUCCAUCGAUCCUCCGCAAAAAUUCCUCCGCCUAUCCCAACCAGUUCCUAAAAUAACGGCCAUCUAGAUCGUAAUUUGUUCGAUCGAUCAAAGUUUUCCCCGCGCGGUGGAAUUGUUCGUGUAUAUUUAAUAAAUUUCGUACGAUUAUUUCGAUUCGGUCGGUGCGACUGUUCGUUCGCCGGAGGUGUAGGAAAAGAAAGGAGAGAAAGAUGAUGGGUCAUGAUUUUGAAAGGAGCGAUAGCGAAUACGUAGCGUACAUGCGUGCGAGUGGCGCCCCUGGCGGCGAACGCGGGAAACAGCGGCGCAGCGGUGACGGCCAUGUUUAACAAUCUCCCUUGUGUGUUUAGUAUGCUGCGGUCGGUGUAUCGGCGCGCCGGGACGAGACGGACGGGACGAGACGAGCUCAGGCAGCGACGUGGUGGUGGAGGAAGAGGCGGUGGAAGUCGGUGUGCUGCGCGCUCGUGACGGAGACCUCGUGCGUACCAGUCGCGUCGUCGAGCGGAGCCGAGUCGAAUCGUGUUACGGACGAAAUCGGUGGCCUGUUCCUCGCAACAGUUUGCCUGCCCCCCCCUACGGGUGACGACGACAAGUCACAUCGGUAUAUCUGUGCGCGCGAAGCGACGUGCGGGAAGCAACGAGCACCAGUGGAAGAAGAAUCUGAAACAGCCUGUGCGUGUCUCAGUCGAAAGUGUAACACCGCGACGAGCAACUGAACUCGAUAUACACAUACUCUUGCCGUUUUCCGCUGCGCCGAGCUGCAACUUUUCUUUCUUUCUUUCUUUCGUGUGUCGUCGGACACAGUCACCGGCGACACAGUGCGUGGUCGAAGAAGUUUUCAAACGGUGCAAUCGAAGGCAACUUGGUGCGCUCUAGUACACAUAUACUCCCCUACUCUCAUUUUUCUCUUCGUGCGCGUCGUUCUGCUCUCUUUCUCUCGCUUUGGCGGAUAGCUGUCCCUAUCCCAUCAGUUUGCGUCUCGCUCGUACCAUCUCGCUGGCUCGUCCGGGCAGCGAUUUCAAGAAUGUGACAGUGCGCGUCCUCGCGGUCGCCUCGCGCGAAUAAGCCCGCAGGCCGGCGACGGCGAUGGGUGACGAGCGACAAGUGUGUUACGGUGAGAACGGUGCGUGAACAACGGCCAGCGUGUAGGAAGGGGGAGGGGAGGAGAAAGACGGACGAUGCCAGCGGAAAAUGUCACUCGGUGAUACGCGUAUACGGAUGACGGGGAGUGAUCGACGCGACAAUCUCGGAUUUGAGGUUAAAGUGUCGUCGUCGUCGUCGUCGUCGUUGUUGUUGCUGUUGCUGCUGCUGUUGUUGUUCCUGUUCUUGUUGUUGUUGUUGUUGUUGUGUGGUGCCGGCUUGCCGGCAUUGGCGACGGCACGAGCAGAGGAGCGUCAAGAGCGAAAACGACGGCACUGCUAUCGUAUCACGUUGGGCUUCUUCAACGUCCGUGAACCCAGGAACAUUAAUCAACAACCGUCCUGGUCGGAACGCCAGGUUGCCAGAGUCGUCUCGUAAGAGAAACGUAAACGAUCAGAGGAGAAAAGAUUCGCUGGCCCGAUAGAAAACUUGUUUUUUUUUUCUUCGUGUCGGGCGAACCGCGCUACCGGAUUGUAUCACAUAUACGUGGGCACGCGUGUGUUGUGGCGUGUGUGCGUGUGCGUGUGUGUGUAUCGGGUCGCGAGGUUAAGACAGAGCUGUCGAUACACAACUUGUCUCGAGGAAAGUCAAGAACCGGUGGCGUGUUCUGCGCGCGCGAGAGACCGAUUCCGCCACAUCCAACGACUGGAUAAGAAGUGUAUCGUGAUACUAAUAGUGCGCGUCCGUAACCCCGCCGGCGACCGUUGCACCGUGACUCUGUGUCGAGAAGCAUUUGUCGCGACGUUCGCGAAAAUUCUUGUGUGCCUUUCCUCUCUCGCGAGAGAAACGAAUUUCACGAUUCGAGAGAGACACGCGCGUAGGUUCUUUCCGGCGUCUGAGGAAAAAUCAAACGCGAGAGAGAAAUCGUUCGAACUUACUUACCGGUGGAGAGCGUACCGCGAGAAAUGAAGUGGCGCUUCAGCUGAUCGAGAUCGCCGGGACGAAUUGGCGUGUGCUCGCUCUACGUGUAAACGAAUCGCUGGGGCGCGCGCCGAUCAGCCGGCCAGUUUGUGUGUGUGCGUACGUGCGUGUGUGUGGUCUGUGCGCACACGUAGGUAAACGAGAGUUCAAGGUCGGCGGACGAUAUUCUCGACCCAACCUUUCGGUUUCGUGCGUUUGAAAAAGUUACCCAGGACAAGGGGUAGAGGGACUAAGAGGACGAACCCUGCCUUUUUUCAACUCUAGGUCCGUCUCGUUUCCCUUUCCGUGAGCGAGUGGGAACGAGGACACUACAACAGAGUGAAAAGAACUGCGAGGGGGGAGCGUUUCUUGCCACACGCGUGGUGCCCGUCGUCACACUAUUUCGGGACCGUGAUCCAAAGUGCACGAAAUCCGCAGGGAGCAUAAAUAAAUAUAUACGCGCGUGUGCUGCUGGCCCCGUCAGAGGAGAGUCUCUCGCUCGGGACCGUCGCGUCGUUCGUCGGUGUGUGUGCGUCGACGGAAGAAGGCGGCGGUGUUUGUUUUUUUGUCUCUCUCUCUUUCUCUGUCUCUGUCUCUCUCUCUUUCUCGUUCUUGACAGAGUGUACGACCGCAGUCUCUACACAGUGUGUAUACAUACCCUUCUCUCGUGCUCCGGUUUCUUUUUUCUUCUUUUCUUCUUGUUUUGUUUCGUCGCAGCAGUCGUCACGUUGGCGAAAGAGAAGAGCGGCGACGCGGGCAAGCUCCUCGGCAAAGAAGACGACGAGAGAGAAAACGAGGCGCAUAGGAGGAGGCUGCUGGUAGUGGAAACUGUGGAGGAAGAGGAACGAGAGGAGGGGGCGGUGGAGGUGGUGGAGGUGGCGGCGGUGGAGGCGGAGGAGAAAAGUGGCGUGUCCAGUACGCGGUGGUGUGACGGUGUCGCGUCCGGCACCGAUUCCAAAUAUCCCUCAUUUUCCGCGCGGCUACGUUGAAAAGUACUGGCCCCCAAAUGCGCGUACCGCAAAUCCUGUUUCAUGUUCAUGUUCUGGAGCAAACGGACGGCGCUCACUAGACGUCUCCUAAAGGCCAAGGUCCGUGGAGAGCAUGAAACCGAGUGUGAAGCUCAAGAGGAUUCGUCACGUAUUCAUCGCGCAAACAACACGAGCGGCACCGAGAACGACACGACCGGCAACGUGACGGCAACGACGGGCCGGACAACCAGAGGAGCGCGUGGAGCGUCGUCAGGAGGAGAAGGAGGAGGAGGUGGUGGAGGAGGAGGAGGAGGAGGAGGAGGAGGCGGGGGUGGUAGCAAAGGGGGCCGCGUCUCGUCGAGUAGGCUGCAUCAAAGUUGCUGCGGCGGUGAUCAGAGCCCGGACGAUGACGACGAUUCCGUUCGUACGUUGAGGUGCAAGGAGCUCCUUAAAUCGCUCAAGGAGAAUCAAUUGGAGAUGUUACUCACCGCAGUGGAGAGUUCUGGUGCCGAUCUCGGCUCGUGCGUCCUCGUGCCGCGUCAGCACGCCGAGGAGGACGGCUACGAGGCCGAGCAGCCGCAACAACAACAACAACAACAGCAGCAACAACAAUGCUAUCGUUAUCACCGUUACCACCAUCACCACCACUACUACCAUCACCCUACGCAUCAUCACCACUAUUAUCACCGGUAUCACCGAAGCAAGCAUCAUCGUUCCUCGUCGUCGGAGAACGUUGGCGGUGACGAUCAGAACUCUGGAUCGGACGACUCGCGCGCGUCGUCGAUAAGGCCGGAUCGACGAAGAGUGCCAACACGCGGCUCCCUCGACAACGCGCCGGUCGACCCUCACCUGCUCUGCUGUCAGAUCUGGCGGUGGCCGGAUCUUAAUCAGUCGUCGGAGCUCAAGAGACUUCCUGUCUGUCAUUCCGCUAAAGACCCUGUAUACAUAUGCUGCAACCCUUACCACUGGAGCCGGCUUUGCAAACCCGAGUCGCCGCCACCCCCCUACUGCCUUGUUGCCGACAGACUGAGGCCCGAGGGUAAGUGCCUUCAUCUAUUACAUUUUUAAUACCAGUACACUUGCU